AACAUCCUCCCUCCCUCCCCCUCUCCGCCGCGCGCAUCUUUUACGCCAUCACCUCCUCCAGCAUCUCGUUGAACUGCGACCCCAUCCUCCUCCUCCUCUUCCAGGCGCGGCGCGUCCACAGGAUAUUAUUAUUAUUAUUAUUAUUAUUAUUAUUAUAGUGGGACGGACAGGCGGCGCUGGGGAAGAUGGCGCUCAUCCCUUCCCAGAUCCUGAGAGUCGCGAUCCUCCUAUCCUACUUCUCCAUCAUCUGCAACUACAAAGCCAUAGACAUGCCGGCGCACCAGACAUACGGAGGCAGCUGGAAGUUCCUCACCUUCAUAGACUUGGUCAUUCAAGCUGUGUUCUUCGGUGUGUGUGUCCUGACGGACCUCUCUAGCCUUCUGACAAAGGGCACUGCUAGUGUGGAGCAGGAGAGGCAGCUCCGGAAGCUGAUUGGCUUGCGGGACUGGAUGAUGGCUGUGCUGGCUUUUCCUGUGGGAGUGUUCGUAGUGACCAUGUUCUGGACCUUGUACCUGUAUGACAGAGACCUUGUGUAUCCAAGACUUUUGGACAACUUCAUACCUCAGUGGCUAAACCAUGGAAUGCACACGACGGUGCUCCCUUUCAUCAUAAUUGAGAUGAGAACGACGCAUCAUCAAUAUCCCAGCAGGUUGUGUGGACUGUUGGCUGUGUGCAGCUUUGCAGUUGGAUAUGUUCUAUGGAUGUGUUGGGUGCAUAAUGUCACGGGGGUCUGGGUGUAUCCACUGCUGGAGCACAUUGGGCCCAUGGCCAGAGCUCUCUUCUUCAUCUCCCUCACAGGACUCAUCAGCCUCUACUACAUACUAGGAGAGAUCCUCAACAGCUACAUCUGGGACUCCUCAAGGAGUAUGAUCGAUGCUAACAAGGAUAAAGCUGACUGAGUCCUCCACCACUGAGGUGUGGUCAUCUUUGGAAUACUCUCCUGAUGUCAUCACCUCUUCAUUAGGACUCAGUGCAGUGGAGCAGUGGAUCUGACUCAGGAAUGGUGAUCAGUAAUCAGCAUACCAGAAAACUGUUACUGAACUUAGCCUGAUAUAUUUCUUCUCUUUUUAAUUAAGCUCUUAAGACAUUACUCUUCACAGCUAUAUUCCCCUAGGAUCGGAAAGCACAGACCUUUUAGACUUUUGACUUAAGUUAUUGCAGGGACUCUGCUUUUUCCAGAAUACCUCAAUAUGUAUGCCACAGUAUUAAACCGAAUUUCUGUAUUUAAACAUGUUUAAGGCCAGUACUGUAAUCAUAUUUUGAGUUUUAAUUUUAUAUUUCAUGUGUCUUAUCAGGAGGGAUUGAACAAUACCCCAUGUUCACUCAAAAAAGCAUACAGUAACUGAUAAUGAGCACAACAGUAUGCCUAAAGUCAGUGUAGCUGCAGGUGAAUAAGUAAACAAUGCUGAUGUGUUGUGAGGAUGUUGAGUAUAAAAUAAGAACUUAAAGGAGCAAUAAGUGGCAUUUUUCUUUUUAUGUUAAACAUGAUUGGUUUGCUGUCUUUUAAAUGGCAGGUCCUCUCACAUAUCUGGAAAAACUGGAAGUAACCUGCAUGCACAGCCUGACUGUAAAUAAGCAAGCCAUUUUCCUGGUGCAUGGACUGCUAUGAGAAUUUACUUCUCUUCACCAUGUAACGCUCUGUGCGUGCUACCCACAAGUAUUGUCAUUUAAUUUAAUGAUGUGUCUUAUGGUACUGUUUCUUCAUUAGGUUUCCAGGAACAGUUAAUACAAGUUCUGAAGAAGUAUCCUCAUAUACUCCCUUACUUUAUUCUCCAAAGAGGUCUUUAGCAAAUGCACAACCAUGAGUUUCUGUGUGCUGUUUUUUAUUUAUUAAUAAAAAAAUAAUAAUGUUCUGACGGAUAAUGUUCUAAUGGAUUGUCGAUAGUAAGAAUGAACAUUUCCAGACGCCAUAAAAGUGUUCGCGGACAUCAGUGUAAAUUCAAAACUCCAACAAUUCCUUUUCCUUGCCCUCUCCUUCACCAGUACUCACACUCCCACAUCCCCAGAGCUCACUGGGAAAAAGGAAGGGCAGGCUUUCAGUUAAGAAGAAAAAAUGCUGACUGUAUGAUUUAAUGUUUGUCCCAUAUUUUUUCUGGCCCUUUUCUUUACAGACACAGCCUCUGCCCAAAAAACUAUUUCUUUUGUAUUGUGCUGGACAUCCUCUAAAUGAGAAACACAUAUUCCAGAAGGAGAAGGACUUAGCUCAGCAAGAAAUAACAAUUACUUUAUGAUGGACACUUAGGAAAAGGCUGGCCCUUGCCAGCCUAUAUUUACAACCACAAACCUAAAUGUACCUCAAACUAUUGCAUAAGUGUGAAGUGAUAUCAAUACUUAGUAGAGCCACUAUUCACUGCAAUUACAACUGUAAGUGCUUUGGGGUUUGUCUCUACCAGCUUUACAUAUCUAGAGACUGAGAUUUUUGCUCUUGCUUCUUAAAAAAACAUCUCAAGCUCAGUCAGGUUGGAUGGAGAGCAUCUGUGAACAGCAGUUUUAAUGUCUUGCUACCGGAGGUCCGUAGCAUUUAGGUCAGGACAUUGACUGGGCUGUUCUAACACAUGAAUAUUUUUUUAUCUAAAUCAUUCCACUGUAGCUCUGGCUGCAUGUUUAGAGUCAUUGUCUUGAAUCUCCUUCCCAGUCUCAAGCCGCUGCCACCACCAUGUUUCACAGUAGGGAUGGUGUGUUCAGGGUGAUGUGCAGUGUUACUUUUUAGCCACAGAAAGCACUUUGUAUUUAGGCCAAAAAGUUCAACAUUGGCCUCAUCUGACCACAGAACCUUCUAUCACAUGUUUGGAUGUACAAACAGAACUUCUUAUGUCUUUCUUUUCUUCUUGCCACUCUUCCAUAAAGGCCAGAUGUGUGGAGUGCACGACUUAUAGUUCCUGUCGACACCUGAGCUGUGGAUUUCUGCAGCUCCUCCAGAGUGACAGUGGGCCUUUUGCCUGCUUCUCUGAACAGUGUUCUCCUUGAUCGAUCUGUCAGUUUGGGUGAAUGGACAUGUCUUUGUAUGUUUGCAGUUGUAGAAUACAUUUUUUUCAUUUUUGGAUGAUGGAUUGAACAGUGCUCUUUGGAAUGCCGAAAGCUUGGGAUAUGUUUUUAUAACACGGCUUUAAACAUCU
Messenger RNA from Astyanax mexicanus (Mexican tetra), 3116 nucleotides. It is a transcript of the gene aig1, whose product is annotated as androgen-induced 1 (H. sapiens). Gene Ontology annotation, cellular component: membrane; endomembrane system. Bases 186 to 899 code for a protein of 237 amino acids. NCBI's taxonomy places the organism in Eukaryota, Metazoa, Chordata, Actinopteri, Characiformes, Acestrorhamphidae. The record is from RefSeq and is a predicted model, not a curated record. The transcript is spliced from 6 exons.